Molecule: messenger RNA, 2857 nt
Organism: Lolium rigidum
Lineage: Eukaryota; Viridiplantae; Streptophyta; Magnoliopsida; Poales; Poaceae
Product: arginine decarboxylase 1-like
Exons: 1
Coding region: 537-2648 (703 amino acids)
Biological process (GO): L-arginine catabolic process; spermidine biosynthetic process
Molecular function (GO): arginine decarboxylase activity
Source: RefSeq, a predicted model, not a curated record
CCGCCGCCGAGUCCUCGCCCGUCGUCACCCCGUCGCCACCCGCUCCUCCUGAACGCCGGCGUGGGGUGCCCAGCCUCCACCACCGGCGACGCCACCCUCCCCGCCGCGCGCCCGAAACCCGACUGCUCCGUUUGCGGGGGUAGCCGGGGCUCCGGCCUCGGCGGCUUUCUAAGCCCCCUUCCUUACAACAGGAUCAUCCAAAAUCCCGUCCUAGACUUCUUCUAUCUCCCGUUCCAGAAUUUCCUCUUUUGGCAUCAGUAAUCCUCGGAAUCAAGCACCUCCUAGAUUUCGAUUCUUACAGUAUUGCUAAUUUUCUUCUUAUUAAUCGAUUAUUAACAGAUCGAUCGAUCGAUCCAUUAGCCUCGCCUCACACCAAAUUCAUUUUUUCCUUCGUCCGAUUCUGAUUUUCCGCCUCUAACAUCAGCACCACCAGACCAGAAACUGAACAGAAAUUACACCAGCAGCAAAAAAAAACAGAUUCCUGACUUUUUUUUAAUUCAGUGGAUUAUUAGCUUUCUCCGGCUGUUUCCGACGAGAUGCCUGCGCUAGCUGUGGAAUCCGCCACGGCACCCGCCGUCGCCGCCCACGCCUUCGGCAGCGCGUGCGACGCGGCGCGCUUCGCCGCGACCCCACUCCUCCUGGGCCCGGCCGACAUCCCCAAGCCCGACGCGACGGCCUGGUCCGCGGACCUCUCCUCGGCGCUCUACAACGUGGACGGCUGGGGCGCGCCCUACUUCUUCGUGAACGACGACGGCGCCAUCGCCAUCCGCCCGCACGGCGCCGCCACGCUGCCGGGCCAGGAGAUCGACCUGGCCAAAGUCGUCGCCCGGGCCUCCUCCGCGCCCGCCACCGGCGGCCUCGGCCUCCCGCUGCCCCUCCUCGUGCGCUUCCCGGACGUGCUGCGCCACCGCGUGGAAGCCCUCAACGCGGCCUUCCGCUACGCCGUCUCCUCCGCCGGCUACCGCAGCCGCUACCAGGGCGUGUACCCGGUCAAGUGCAACCAGGACCGCUACGUCGUCGAGGACAUCGUCGACUUCGGCGCGCCCUUCGGGUUCGGGCUCGAGGCCGGGUCCAAGCCCGAGCUGCUGCUCGCCAUGAGCUGCCUCGCCGCCCGCGGCAGCCCCGACGCCAUGCUCGUCUGCAACGGCUACAAGGACCUCGAGUACAUCUCGCUCGCCCUCGUCGCGCGCACCAUGGGGAUCAACGCCGUCGUCGUGCUCGAGCAGGAGGACGAGCUCGACAUUGUGGUGGAGGCCAGCCGCAGGCUCGGCGUCCGCCCCGUCGUCGGCAUGCGCGCCAAGCUGCGCACCAAGCACGCGGGACACUUCGGGGCCACGUCCGGGGAGAAGGGCAAGUUCGGGCUCAACGCGGCCGAGAUCCUCUCGGUCGUGGCCAAGCUCAAGGGACUCGGGAUGCUCGACUGCCUCCAGCUCCUGCACUUCCACAUUGGGUCACAGAUCCCCACCACGGCCCUGCUCGCCGACGGCGUCGGCGAGGCCGCGCAGAUCUACUGCGAGCUGGCCCGCCUCGGCGCGGCCAUGCGCGUGAUCGACGUUGGCGGCGGACUCGGGAUCGACUACGACGGAACCCACUCCGCGGAGACCGACAUGUCCGUGGCCUACAGCCUGGAGGAGUACGCGGCGGCGGUGGUCGCGGCGGUUGGCAGGGUCUGCGACCGCAAGGGCGUGCAGCACCCGGUCAUCUGCAGCGAGAGCGGCCGCGCGCUGGUCUCGCACCACUCGGUCCUCGUCUUCGAGGCCUUCUCCGCGUCGGCGCCGGCUUCAAACCUCGACUCCGCCACUGCCUACCUCCUCGACGAGCUCACGGACGACUGCCGCGGCGACUACCGCAACGUGAUGGCCGCCGCCGUGCGCGGCGACUUCGACACCUGCGCCGUGUACGCGGACCAGCUCAAGCGGCGCUGCGCCGAGCAGUUCAAGGACGGGGUCCUCGGCCUGGAGCACCUGGCCGCCGUCGACGGGCUCUGCGAGAUCGUCGCGCGCGGCAUGGGCGUGGCGGAGCGGCCGCGGACCUACAACGUCAACCUGUCCGUGUUCACCUCCAUCCCGGACAUGUGGGCCAUCGAGCAGCUCUUCCCCAUCGUCCCCAUCCAGCGCCUGCAGGAGCGGCCCAGCGUCGACGGCAUCCUCUCCGACCUCACCUGCGACAGCGACGGCAAGGUGGACCAGUUCAUCGGCGGCAGGCACAGCCUCCCGCUGCACGAGCUCCCCACCCACGGCACCCGCGGCUACUACCUCGGCAUGUUCCUCGGGGGCGCCUACCAGGAGGCCCUCGGCGGCCUGCACAACCUCUUCGGCGGGCCCAGCGUCGUGCGCGUGUCCCAGAGCGACGGGCCGCACUGCUUCGCCGUGACGCGCGCCGCUCCUGGCCCGUCCUGCGCCGACGUGCUCCGCGCCAUGCACCACGAGCCCGAGGUCAUGUUCGAGGUGCUCAAGCAGAGGACCAACGACGGAGCCACCGCCGCAGCUAUCGCCAGGGCCUUCGGCGCAAUGCCGUACCUGUCCUUCGACAACGAGGCCGUGGAGAUUGCGAGCAGCGGCAUGAGCAGCGACUCUGAGGGCUCGGCUGCCGGCGCCGUGGAGGAUGAUGAUGAGGAGUGGGAGUUCAUGCGCGGGCUCACCGUGUAGCCAGCCCUACUGGUGAUGAUGUCAAACAGCAGCAGCUGCCAGUGUUGUAUCGUGUCAUGGUCGAGUCGUCGGGCGUCUCGUCGCCGUUUAGUAUCGCCGGAGUCUGUUUUUGGCGCCAUUUUUAUUUCACAAGCGUCAGUCCACUGUUUCCCUUAUUAAUCUGAUGAAUAAGAAAAAAAGAACUAGUACAAUUACCAAGUUCAAGUUUA